Salvia splendens (bonfire salvia) is the source of this 576-nucleotide messenger RNA. RefSeq lists its product as uncharacterized. The record is from RefSeq and is a predicted model, not a curated record. The coding region runs from base 72 to 416 and encodes 114 amino acids. Lineage: Eukaryota; Viridiplantae; Streptophyta; Magnoliopsida; Lamiales; Lamiaceae. Gene Ontology annotation, biological process: NADH dehydrogenase complex (plastoquinone) assembly. The transcript is spliced from 3 exons.
AACCACAAAAGUAGAUAUAGUAGCUAGGGUGUAAGAACCACAAAAAUAAAACAUAAUCAGAUUCCAAAUCCAUGGCAAUGAUAUUGAAUCUGUCUUCCAUCAUUCCAGCAAAAUUAACAAAGAGAAGGCAUGUAGUGAAAUGCGAAUCGAGAAAACUGGAGGUAGGGUCUCCCAUAAUAGUGAUUCAGGCUCCAAAGCUGCUCAAAACUGCUUCUUCUGUUCCUUGCUUGCGCGCCAACGCCGGCUUAGUCAAUCCCGGUGAUGUCGGAAGGAUUGUUUCGAGGAAGCCUAUGGAUGUGUGGGCAGUACGACUGAGUAUUGGGAAAAGAGCUAUGAUCGUAUAUCACUUUAGAAUGGUUUCAAUGAAGUUAGAAUACCCUGCCGUGUAUCUUCCCUUUUGUCUUUCUAGUAACUAAAAGAGUGUCAAGAAUUCAAUCUGGUGGUGUAAAGUUGUUUUCUAAAUGUACUUUUUUAGCAUUUAUAAUUUUAUAUUUAUUUUUAUGGAAUUGGCUUGUGGAAGCUCUUUAGUGGUUCAGGCUUUAUGCCAAUUAUAAAUGUGUUAAUGGUUAUGAAGUA